Messenger RNA from Peromyscus eremicus (cactus mouse), 3390 nucleotides. It is a transcript of the gene Ccdc85a, whose product is annotated as coiled-coil domain containing 85A. Lineage: Eukaryota; Metazoa; Chordata; Mammalia; Rodentia; Cricetidae. Gene Ontology annotation, biological process: negative regulation of DNA-templated transcription. The transcript is spliced from 7 exons. Gene Ontology annotation, cellular component: nucleus. Bases 1 to 1737 code for a protein of 578 amino acids. The record is from RefSeq and is a predicted model, not a curated record.
AUGUCGAAGGCGACUGGAGGCGCGGCGCCGGCGGCGGAAAGUUGUCCCUCGGCUCCAGCGGGCGUAUCGGCAGCCCCGGGCGUGGAGGAUUUGUCUAAAGUGACGGACGAAGAGCUGCUGCAGUGGAGCAAGGAGGAGCUGAUCCGCAGCCUGCGGCGCGCGGAGGCCGAGAAGGUGAGCGCGAUGCUGGACCACAGCAACCUCAUUCGGGAGGUCAACCGCCGCCUGCAGCUGCAUCUCGGCGAGAUCCGAGGGCUCAAGGAUAUUAACCAGAAACUCCAGGAGGACAACCAGGAACUGAGGGACCUAUGCUGUUUCCUGGAUGAUGACCGGCAGAAAGGCAAAAGGGUGUCCCGGGAGUGGCAGAGAUUGGGUCGCUACACGGCUGGGGUGAUGCACAAGGAGGUGGCCUUAUAUCUACAGAAGCUGAAGGAGCUGGAGGUGAAGCAGGAGGAGGUGGUAAAGGAGAACAUGGAGCUUAAGGAGCUCUGUGUGCUGCUGGAUGAGGAGAAGGGCGCAGGAUGUGCAGGCAGCCGCUGCUCCAUCGACAGCCAGGCCAGCCUGUGCCAACUGGUGGCCACCGCCGCACCCUAUGUGCGGGAUGUGGGUGAUGGCAGCAGCACCUCCAGCACCGGCAGCACCGACAGUCCUGACCACCACAAACACCAUGCUAGUGGGGGCAGCCCUGAGCAUCUCCAGAAGCCCCGAAGCGAGGGCAGCCCAGAGCAUACCAAACACAGGAGCUCCAGCCCUGAACAUCUGCACAAACCCAGGGCUUCUGGGACCCCAGAUCACCCCAAAGCACUGAAAGGACCUAGCCCUGAGCACCACAAGCCCUUGUGCAAAGGCAGCCCGGAGCAGCAGAGGCACCCACAUUCAGGGAGCAGCCCGGAAAUGCUGCCCAAACACGUGUUGAGUGGAAGCCCUGAACAUUUCCAGAAGCACAGACCAGGGGGCAGCCCAGAACAUGCCAGGCACAGCGGAGGGAGCCCUGAGCAUCUCCAGAAACAUGCCCUCGGUGGGAGCCUGGAGCACCUCCCCAGAGCCAGGGGAACAAGCCCAGAGCAUCUCAAACAACAUUACGGGGGCAGCCCUGAUCACAAGCACGUAGGUGGCAGUGGAGGCAGCGGCGGGGGCAGCAGGGAGGGCACCCUCCGACGGCAGGCUCAAGAGGACUCAGCACCCCAUCACCGAAAUGUCUACAGUGGCAUGAACGAAUCAACCUUGUCCUAUGUUAGGCAGCUGGAGGCCAGAGUCAGACAGCUGGAAGAAGAAAAUCGCAUGCUGCCCCAGGCCACCCAGAAUAGAAGUCAACCUCCAACUAGAAACAGCUCAAAUGUGGAGAAAGGCUGGGGGCCCAGAGCCCGGCGGGUCUUGCAGUGGUGGCAAGGGUGCCGAGGAAUAGGACGAUGCCUGCCCUCUCUCCCGGGUUCUUUUAGGUUGUCAUCAGGGGCUGAUGGGAGUAACAGUUCACCCAACUCUCCAGCUAGCUUCAGUGGACAUACCACACCUUCUCAGCAGCCUGAACCUGUGGUACAUUCUCUUAAGGUCUUGGAUGUUCAGGAAGCUAUAGAUCGUCAUCAGGGUAAAGAGUAUGACCAUGACCUUAGUGAGACAGAAAAAGCUAUAGUCAGAGAAAUGUGCAAUGUUGUGUGGAGGAAACUUGGAGAUGCUGCAGGCUCGUGUCCUGGAAUUAGGCAACAUUUGUCAGGAAACCAGUACAAAGGGCCCAUGUGAGAAGAACUCCCUUCAAACAUGAAAUCACCACUACCAGAAAAUAAAGAGAAGAAGAAAAAGAAAAAAAGUUGAUUCCUACAAAAUGGGACUCAUGGCAUCACACAGAGUGAUUGUACAUUGCACAUAUCUCCCCUCUAAUCCCUUCAGUACAACUUCCCCAUAAAGCUAAGAUGCGCUAUACUUCUCACUUUAGUGUUCACAGCAAUCUCAAGGUAGCUUUGGAAAAUCAUCAUUUCAUUAGUAUUUUCAUGACAGCUGAAAUGUUUUCAACUCUCCACACCUAUGAUUGACACAUUGAGUAAUCUGCAUGGUUGGAUGAGUGCAGUAGAGCCUCCAUGGCUUUGAUAGAGGUGGUUCAUUGUAACUAAUGGUGGGGACUUUUUACUAUGUGGAAUAUAUGAAGAGGUAUUUUCCAGCAUACAAGACUGGGAAGCUCCCUUCUAUAUUUCAGUUGUGGAAAGGUUGCUUCCUAACACAUAAUUAGUUGGAUGCAAGAUAAUAUUUGAUUUUUGUUUUGAACUCCGAGGUGCUAAAAAUAUUACAAAUUCUUUUACAAGCUAGAAAGGUAGCAGGAAUUUUUAAAGUGCUUAUCAGAGAGUAUCAUUUAUUUCAGUUGGUCAAACUAAAUAUUUUAAUUUUGAUGAGUUGUUUAUAAAGGCAUGUCUUCGGAACACACAACCCUUCAUAUAUAUUCAGCACACCAAUGUCAGCUAACAAAGAAGCAAACGUAAUUUUUCUAAGUGUUUUGAGCUGUGAGAUUGUCUUUCUACAAUUUAGUUUCUAGACAUGCUGUAUAUUUAAUAAACUUUAUGUAAAAUUUAAAAUAUUGCACUGCACUUAUGAAACAAAAGCUUUCUUUGCCUAUUUACUGCAGCUAUUUAAUGUUUUAUGAAAUUAACGCAUGUCCAUAAUUGAGGCUAAAAGCUCCUGUUCAGAUCGCUUGAGGUGUGCUAGCUUUGCUUAGUUUUCUUAUUUUUGAUAUAGAUAUGUAAUAUUAGAAUGUGUGUACUGGAAAUGCUGUGAUAGAUAUUUUGUGUUUAUCUAAAGGCAAUGAUAGUUUCUUGUAUGAAUGUGCAAGAGGCCUGUGAUAGAAUGCUGUUUUUACUGUAGUUUAAGAUUAUAAAAGUAGGGAUGCAACAAUUUCUGGGUAUCUUCUAAACUUAUGAUUUGAUUUACAGUCAAUAUUUUUUGUUGUUUUUAAAUGGUCUUAUUGUAUAGCGUAUUAAUGGUUAUUGGCAGGGGGAUGAGAAGGAAUUUUGUUAUAGUAAACAGUAUAAUUAUGAUUUUAAAAGCUGCCCUCUGAAAUUAUUUUCUAAGAUAUUUUUCUGAAAAUACUUACAAAUUCAUUUAAUAUAGAAGGAUAUUUCCAAUUACCAUAACUGGGUUAUAAUUUAAGACUCUUCCUUUAAAAUGUUAUAUUUUAGUGUCCAAGAGAAAAGUGUUUGCUAUGUGUAUACCUUUCCUCAUAGAAGCGUCCCUCAAUUGUUGCAUUCCUACAAUCUGGAGACAUUUAAACAUGUUUUGUGCCUGCAGCAGAGCCGGCAGUAGCAGAUACAAAGGACAUUGGUCUUUUGACAAGAUCCUUGUGUAAAUUUUGAUACAGUAUUAAAACUAUUUUUUUAAAGUUCCACAUAAAAUUGAGUAAUAAGUAGA